Messenger RNA from Schistosoma haematobium, 22334 nucleotides. Its product is annotated as Cbl proto-oncoprotein, E3 ubiquitin protein ligase-like 1, variant 2. Bases 23 to 10231 code for a protein of 3402 amino acids. Lineage: Eukaryota; Metazoa; Platyhelminthes; Trematoda; Strigeidida; Schistosomatidae. The record is from RefSeq and is a predicted model, not a curated record. Gene Ontology annotation, biological process: regulation of cell adhesion; protein ubiquitination. The transcript has 37 exons. Gene Ontology annotation, molecular function: ubiquitin protein ligase activity.
GCGGAACUGAAGGUCAGGCAGAAUGCCGUUCCCUGAACCGAUACCGUCCUAUUUUGACUUACAACCUUCGUCAGGACCAUCAUAUCAGUUUAGGUCUGUCGAAGAUGUCAACAAUAUUGUCCAAAUGCUGUUAUGGAAAGUCUCUCAAGAACAACGGUAUACUGGCGUUGGUUGCAUACAGGAGGAGCUUUUCAGGCAUUAUCCGUCAGCCAUAAAUUUUAUUACAAGCAUUCGAAUGAAUGCAGACUGUAUACCCCGUCUGGCAGAACACAAAAAGUUAAUUCAAAGGGUUAACACGCUUUUGUGGGCGUAUGCUACUACUCGUAACGUUGUAACUUUGGCGGACAUGGAGCAGCUAAUACAGUUGGAAGCACCAAAUGAUUAUCGACUUCUUGGCCCAAUCGUAAGUUUACCAGCUGCACUAGAAAUACUUCAAGUUAGUGAAUUUGAUCAACAUAUAGUGGCGUGUUUCACAACAGGAUUUACAAAUCAAGCACUGAAAAUGUGUACAGAGGAUGUUUUAGAAGAACUAAAAACUUGCAUCUGUAAAAAUCGAUAUCGUUUACCUACAACUGUUAGUCGAGGAUCAGUUUAUUCGUGGUGGGAAUCAGUGUUUACAAAUCAUAUGCUGGGAGUUUUGGAUAAUGUCAGGGUCGUACAACAUAGCAAUCAGUAUCAAAAGUUGAAUCAGCUGGCCAAGUAUGGAAUUAGAAUUAAGGGGUUCUCCCAUCUUGUCCAAGAAAUAACAAAUAAUCUAAGGCCUGAGAAUCUAAAUAAAGCUGCUAGACUAGCACAAGAUCAAUUAGAUAAUGAUAUCCGUCAAUUGUAUAAGGACUUUACUUCCUCCUUGGUGAGUAAAUCAGCUCUAAAGUCAUAUCGAUCUAUGAAACCAGUCAAUGUUCUUAAACAUUUGGCAACUUGUGCUACACAGUUACACGCUGAACUGCAAAAUUGGGCUGAAGAGAGAAGUUUAGUAUGGCCUAAAGGACAUUUAGAUUCGCUACUUGUAUUUGGUCAAUUUAUGCAACGUAUUGCUGCUACUGGGCCUUUUCGUACUCUCGUACAUUUACUCAUUCUACUCUUCAAUACGGAAUCAAUGAAUAUCAAGGAAUUAUUGACUCGAAUCGUAUCGUCUGUGCGUAAGGCGGAUCGAGUUUUGGAAUCAUCGUCACAACCAACAGCAGCAGAUGAUACGGAACUUAUUGACCUGACAGUUAAUUCAGACGAUGAAUUAUGUGAGAUUUCAACGAAACUUGACGAUGCUAUCACAACUAAGUAUCCCGAAUUGACAGAGAUUGUAGACAAAUUUAAUGAUUUGUUAAGACAACAACAGCAACACGAAGAAGAAGGUAAUGUUGUGAAUCAAUCCAACAAUUUGUGGUUAUCACUGGCAUCAUUGGAACGUGAAAUUUUCCCACAAGUAAUUGGUCAGAAUUCUCCAUCUUUAUUAAGUCUACUUGCUGAAGCUAUAAAUGACGGUGUGAACAAUGUGAAUUUAUUUCCAGUUAAUGUGACUGAUAUCAGAAAAGAUAAAAUACGUGAUGAAAACAUUUACAAUGAAUCAAGUCCAGGUAAAGCUAGUGUACUACACGAAGAAUCAUCAACAUCAAGAGAUAUAGAUCCUGGAUUAGUAUUUGACUUCGUACAGAAAUUGACAUGUAUCUCUUCGAGAAGUAAAGAGGAAUUGUGUAAACUUGUCUGUGAAAAUUUACGUAUCAUUCACACAUCAAAAUUGGAGCAGUUGAUUGAAUCAAUUUUAUCACAAAUUAUGGAUGAUCAUGAAAUCAAUAAAGUAAAACCAUUAGUUUAUCAUCAUCAUGUUCAUUUACCCAACAUUUUAACUAUGGAAGAAACUCAACAAUCUAUAAGUUUACAAUCGUCAUCGUCAGAUAUUAUUUCGCGUUUGCUUACUCAACGUGAAUGUGUCCUAAGCUUUCUGUCAGCCUGUCCUUCUUUAAUGGAUUUAGAAGCAUGGUCUCAAUGGUAUCAAGAUUGUCUAUUCUAUGAUCGUUGGGGUAGUCUUGAUUCAUUUCUUAUAGAGGCUGGAGCUGAACAAGUAUGUGACCAAUUCAAUUUACUUGCUAUACGUAUACUUCCAUUUGAUGGUGCCGUUGUUGGUAACAAUAGCCAACUUUUACGAUUAACUGCACAUCCUUCAUCGAAUGAUUUAAAAGAUGCAUUAGAAAAAUGGCGAUACAAUCGUGAUUCUCUUACAAUUCGUCUUGUUGGAGAUUAUCUAAUCGGUUCAGUUAUCAAGGCUAGUAGAUUGACAAUUAGUCAAGCAUGUUCCAUUAUUACGAAUCAUUUCACUACUACUACUACUACUACUACUACUAACAUUUCUAAAAAUGUCUCAGAUUCAAAUGAAUGGAUUUAUUUUGUAUACAGUCUGUUAAUGAAGUUACCAUACAGUCUAUUAGGUUUGGUAUUCUCUUUAAUUAUUAUUCCAAGUUUAGAAUCAGCAGGAAUUCGAUAUUCUACAUCAUGGCCAUUAGAUAAAUCUGAUAUAUCACUCAUGAAUAAUAAUGUUUCAUCUAUCAAUUAUAGUCUUUUACAUAUCUUCUUCCAUGAUGAACUUCUUUCUUUGAAUACAUUCAUUGAUGAGAAUAAUUCACAAUUGAAUCGAAUUUAUUUAAUUUCUGCUAUUGGUAGUAUUGGUUAUCAAUUAAAAUGGCCUGCUUAUAUUAAAUAUUUUGAAGAAAAUCGUUUUAAAUUAAUUGAUAACCCAACUACUGUUACUAUGAUGAAUAUUGAUCAAAUGAAAAACAUUGAUAUGAAUUGUCAAUUAUCAACAAUUAGUAUUUUACCUUCAUCUUUAUCUGAGACCCAAUUCAUAUCUGAAAAUGUUGAUAAUAAUGAUAGUAAUCAAAUAUCGACUUGUUCAAAAUUAAUGGAGAAUAAUGAAGAUAUUGCAACCAAUGUAUCCAUUCAAAGUAACGAUGUCAAUACAAACGCCAGUGAUAUUUGCAAAUCUACAAUUCACUUGGAUAAAAACAUGACAAUAGCUGAUUCUAAAAAUCUAUCAUCUGAUCGCCAUCAAUUUAUCGAAGAGAUUAGACGCCGAGAAUUUGGUGUCGGUGUUGAAUUAAGUGAAGAAGCAACUGAUCUAAUUCAGAGAGUUGAAGGGAAAUUAUCACGUAGUCUUGUACAAUUAUCUGAAGAACUCUAUGGUCUACCUGGACAUUUUCUUCUAGAACUAAUACAAAAUGCUGAUGAUAAUACCUAUGGGAUAAAUGAUGUUCCUACAUUACAACUUCAAUUAUCCACCAUUUCUACAAUUAAUAAUGAGUGUAAUAGUAAUACUAAUGAUCAAAAAUUCUCUUUACUUGUUAUGAAUAAUGAAUCUGUUGGAUUUACUGAACAUGAUAUGUCUGCAUUAUGUGAUAUUGGUCAAAGUACUAAAGUGACUCAACGUGAUGCAAAAAUAGGACGUAAGGGAAUCGGUUUCAAAUCAGUCUUCAAUAUUACAGAUACACCAGAAGUUCAUUCUAACGGAUUUCAUGUUCGUUUUCAUCGACAAUCGAAAUGUACAAAGUACACUUCACAAACGCCGCCAUCAUUAAUACUCAUACCUGAAUGGUGUGAUAAUGAGCAAUUGAUGAGAUCUCAAGAUUAUUCUAAUGAAAUACCAUCAUGGUGUAAAACUUUAUUUAUUCUACCGUUGAAUUCUGAAACAUUAAUUAAUCGUUCAACGAGAAUAGUUCAAUCACCCGCUCUCUAUAUUACUCAGCUCGUUCAAACAACACUGCAUCCUAGCUUAAUGCUCUUUCUUAGACGUUUACAAUGUCUUCGAUUCUCCUCUAUGGAAUCAAAUAUUUAUUGGAGUGUAAAACGUACCAUAAAAACAUUAUCAUCAUCUAUAUCAGGAAAAACUCAAUAUAUUACUGAAAUGAUAACAGUUCAUGAAACUCAAUGUAAUCUAUCAUCAGAUGGUGAAACCAAUACAAUAUAUAAAUGGUUCUGUUUUAAAGAAAUAAUUCCUGUUGACUAUAAAGAGCCAAAUAAAAAUCUUCCAUCACAGACAGAAAUAUCAUUGGCUAUUUCAUUGAAUGAUUCAGAUAAUCUACAACCAUGUCCUAUAUUUUCUUAUUUACCAAUACGUAGUGUUGGGUUCCGAUUUUUUAUAAAUGCUGAUUUCGAUUUAACUUCUUCACGUGAAGACGUUGAUUCAACAAGUGCUUGGAAUCGUUGGCUUGUAGGCAAAAUACCAAAUAUCUUUUCUGAUAUGAUUGAAUGUAUUGAAAAGUUGCCAGAAUCAUGUUUUACAAUUGACUUGGAUUCAUCUCAGUCAAAUGACAAUUUGGGAUAUACACGCAUUGAAUUGAUUGGGCGUAUUAUCUCUUGUCUUCCAUAUAAUUUAUCAUUUUCAUCAUCAACGGCAGCCGGUUGUUUGACAAACCGUUCCAUCACAUCGUCAUCAUCAUCAAUCUCCACAACGAUAACAAAUGACAAUGUGUUCUUCGGCUUACCAAAUCAAUUACGCGCUAAAUUAUCAAAUCUUGCCUGGUUACCAGGUAUUCAACGUACAGUUGAUUGUUUGCCGAACAUUGAUUCGUGUAAAUACGUGAUUGCAUCAAGGUUAUUAGUUGUUCCGACAUUAUUAUCCUCAACGUCAUCUUCAUCAAUGUUGAUUGAGAAAGAAUGUAGCCAUUCUUCCGAAGAGACAAACUCUAUUACCUCAUCCAAUCAUAGCGAACUAAUUCUCUUACAUCUUCUGAUCGAUUAUCUACAAAUAUAUGAACCACAUCCAGAAUUGUUAGUCUUUCCAUCGCAUCAUAGACGUUUAUCAAUGAAACCAGUUGAAGUAGAAGAUACUGUGAAAGAUAUGACCAAUGAUAAUGAGAUUAUUGAUAAACAUCAAUCUACAGAUUAUUUAAUAGAUCGAAUUAGAAUAGAUGCGUUGCAUUGGUUGGGUGCUCAAACAAUUUCUGUUGAAUCUCUUUUAAAUUUAGCUACAAAUUUAAAACCUGAGGAUAUCAAUCGUCCUGGUUUACUUUCAGUACUCAUGUCUAGUUUUGAUGCUUGUUUAACUACAUACAAUACACCUACUUCUAAAUGGUCAUCACAAAUAUCAUUAUCAUCUAAACCGUCAAUUGCGGUAUCUAGACGUCGUCUUCUAACAGCUCUACAACAUUUGCCUAUUUUUCCAUUAACUGAUGGACAAUGUAUUCGUUUAAAUGAUAAACAGAAACAUGUUUGGUCUAAUGAUAUCCAUCCAGUUGUUUUAUUACCUCCGUGUCCAUCAGAAAUCGCUUCCAUGUUGAUUGGAAUCACAUAUGAUGAUUAUAUUCAAUUAAUAGAGAAAUUAGGACCAUUAAUUGAACCAGAUGCUUUUCAAUCUAAUCAAAUUAAUUAUCAUAAAGAUUAUUCCACUUUAUUAACUGAUCAAUCACCAAUUGGAUUAGGUUUACAAAUAGCUUAUCCUUCUAUUGUUUUUACAAAAUGGAUUAUUCCAUAUUUAAAGGUAAAACAAUCCAAUGAUAAUUUUAUGAAUGUAUCAAUGAUACAAAUGAAUUGGUAUAUAACUGUAGCACAAUUUUAUACUUCAAUUCAUUUCAAUAAAAGUCAUUAUCAAAUAGAAAAUAUUAAUGAAUUUUCAACUAUUCUACCAAUUGUUGUUUCAAAUAAAUUUGGAGAAAAUUCUAUUCUACCAGCAUUAUGUGAUUAUUAUGAAAAUGGAUUACAACGUGAUCAACCAAUUAUUUUACCUCCAGCUACUUUUACUAUCGCUUCAUCAUUAUGUUCAUCAAAUGGUACAAUGGAAUUAUCAUCAUCAUCUUCUUCAUCAUCAGUAAAUAUGGAUAGAAAUUUUAUGGAACAAUUAGAAGUUGAUUUAUUCACAUUUUUAAUUGAACAAAUAAAUGAUUCUGAUUGUAUGUAUACUGUGUCACCAAAAUAUUUUCAAGGUUUUUCAACGAAUCCACAACAAGCUUCUCGAUGGUAUGAUCUAUUUUCAAAAGCUGGUGUGUGCACUUUAUUGUCUGUUCACAAAAUCAAGUAUUUUUAUCAAGUAUCUGGUACAACUUUAACAUCAGUAAAAACUUCUAAACAUGAUGUUACAUCAUCAAGUAUAUUAAAAGAUGCAAUAUCUUUACCAAUAAAUCAUCGUUUACAAAAGUCAAUCACUGAUGCAUUACACAAACAGGGUUUAACAUUGUCAAUCAUGAAUACACCAUUAAUUAACAAUAGUACUAUAUAUUUGAUUGAAGAUUAUACUUCACCUGGUAUUGAUCUACUUCUAACCUGUAUUGCACGACUUCAAGGUAAAUUAAUGGGAAAAGAAAUGGCUGAACGUUUAAGCUGUCUACUACAUGAUAAUUGGUCUUCAUAUAGUCCAGUUCAAUCUGCAUUAUUCACUCGUAUAAAAUCUCAAAAUGAUUCAUUGGAUAAAUUGGAUUCAAGCGCAAAUGAUGAAUUACCUACUACUAUUAUUACUACUAAUGAUACAUUACAUUAUUUAGAUUAUUCAUCUUGGUUAUAUAAACUACGUGAAACUGUUUGGUUACCAAUUGAAUCAACUACAUUAACUACAUCAUCCUAUCAACUUAUGUGUCCUAUUGAUUCACGAAUGAUUUAUUCUCCUUCAGCAUUUUAUCAAAUACAAUUACAAAAUACUCAAUUAUUUAAACUUCUUAAAGAUACUUGUUAUAUUUGGUCACCUGGAUCAUAUAUUCUUAGUAAUCCAUUGAAUAGUCAAUUUACAAAAUCUAUUGGUCUUAUUAAUCAACCUGAUCGUUCAACAUUUGAAGCUUUAAUGAAGUGUUUAGGUGAAAAAGUUAGAGACAAUUCUAUUGAUUCUGUACACCUAACACCAGAUCUUAUGUUAUUUAUAUAUCGUACUGCUGUACAAUAUUAUCUUCAUGAUGUCGUUGGUGAUUAUUCACGGACAAUUGAUUCAAGUACGGAGCAUUCAUUAAUUGAUUGGCUUCGGUUGGUAUUUGCAAAUCCUACCUAUCCAUGUAUUUUAGUUCAAUGUCCAAAUACGAUGAUAACACGAAAACCUAUGCAUAAGCGUCCACGUAGUGAUACUACUACUGUCAAUACUGAUAAUAUUGAUCUCUAUGAAAGCAACGUUUAUAAAUGUCCUGUUUGCGAGGCGAUGUCGAAAUCAUCAACUUCAAUGAAAACAGUACCAGGAAAACGACGUCAACGGUCAAAUGUUGAUAUAGACAUUAGUGGCUGUAGCAGUGAUGAAGUAGACCAGUCUACACCUGCAUAUCAUUUGGUUGAUAUUGAUGUUGUUUGUUGGGAAUCUGUUGUUAUUGACAAUCAUUUACUCAACUCGAAAUAUUUAAAUGAUAACUGUAGCAGUGGUCUAGGAAAUAACAAUUCUGUGCAUAACACAGAAGAUGAGGAAGAAGAUACUGUUGAAUAUUUCAAUGAUCAAUGUAUACUGGUCAAUUGUAUUAUGUCUGAUGGGAACGAACAACCAUACAUCCCUGUAAAAACUAUAAAUCGACCACGUGUAUUUGUUUUAUCGAAAUGUUAUGGUUCAGAAUCUCGUCAAUUUUUCAUUGAAAAACUUGGUUUACCAUCGACUUCGACAAUUGAUGAAGUUCUCGCUUUACGUCCAAAUCUACCAAUAAUCACUCAUCAUAAUAAUGAUAAUACAGAUUAUAGAACAUAUUCAAUAUAUAAUAAAUCAUUAUAUGAAUUUAAUAAAAAAUUAUCACAUUGGUAUUCAUUAUUGGAUUAUUGUUUAUAUGAAGAAUAUUUCACUGAAUAUCGAUUACAUAAUAGAACUGAAAUCAAUAUUUAUCAAAAUAAUAAAUCAAUAAAUGAUAAUAAACAAAAAACGAAUCAAACUACCAAUAAUUUGAUAAAUAUUGAUAUUGAAUUGAAUAAAAGUACUCAAUUAAAUUAUAUUAAACAAUUUCCAAUUAUAUUAGAUUCAUUUGGACAAUGGCAUAAACCAUGUGAUAUUGUUACACUGACCUCCACUUCGACGAAUGAUGAUGAGGAUGAUAACAGUGAUGAUACUACAAAUCAUCAAAGCAAUAAACUUUAUUUAUUUGCCUGGUCUAAACCUAUACAUGCUCGUUUAAUUCAUGAAAUGAACUGGAAACAAUGGAAUGCUAGUAAAAAUAAUGUCGAUGGAAAUAAUGUUUCAUUCAAUCCAAUCUUUCGUAUAAUGGCGCAUAGUUUAAAUUGUCUAAAUGCAAGAUAUACUGGAAGUAGUUUAAAAAUGUCUCCAUUUUCAACAAAAUCAGUAUUUACUUCUACUUCUUUUCUGUUGGAUCAGCUUACAUCAUCAUCAUCAUCAUCAGUACAGUAUUAUUGUCGUGAAGGAACUGUACAUGGCCUACUUCUUGAUUUGUUCAGUCUACCGGUCAUUGAUCAUGUCAGUGAAUUAUCCAUCAAACAUCAUUAUCAUCAUCAAGUUAAUACUAUUAAUUAUUAUUCUAAUCCAACUAGCAGUUUUAAAACUGAUACCUUCAUGAUACCAUGUCGUGCAUUAGAUAUGUUUUUAAAGGGUUUAAUGCGUUUAAUUCUAUUAUGGUGGUGUUCAACCAUUCAUUCUUCAUCAAAUACUACCAAUUAUCAUACUAAUACAUCAGAAAAUUCAAUCGAUCAAACUAUAGUGAAUGGAAUUUUGGAAUCAAAAGAGAUUAAUGCUUUUCUGGUUGAUCAUCUACAUAUUGCUUUAUCAUUUAACAAUACUUCAUUAUAUUCAAAAAUCUUAUCUAAUACAGGUAUAGAUCUAUCAAAACGUUUUAUUGGUUGUCUAUUGAAUGGGAAAUUAUUUCUUGACAGCACUUUAGGUGCUAAUAUAUUUGCCAAUUUAUCCCAAAUACAACCAGAUCAUGGUACACAACUAAUUUAUCUUCUUUUGGGUUCUAUGAAUGAUCCAUUAUUGAAACAUUCCAUUGGUUUUGAUUCUAUUGAUAAUUCGUUGUUAUCUCAAAUUAUUGAUUUUAUCUGUCCAUAUGGUGGACUCAAAAAGAUUAGCUUAACGCAAUUCAUUCAAGGUUUCAUUAAUUUAGCUUUAUCAAUUCAAACCGAUAUAACAGUUUUUAUAAAUCAACCACAUUUAAAUUCAACUUUUCUAAGUCAAUUAGAGAAUUAUCUUGUAUCACAUGGUGUAAAACAACGUAAAGCUAAACAUGAAUUACAUUUGUUAUGCCCUCCAUUACUACCGCCGUCGUCAACAUUAACGUCAAAAGUAGUGGAAUGUUAUCAAAAUAAUCAAACUACUGAUUCAUCUGUUAGUAGUAUUAGUACUAAUAGUGAUGAUAACAUAGUAUUAACUAGUCAAAGUAUUAAUAACAAUCAACCGUUGAUUUCAGUGAAUUCUUUCGAGGUAAUACCUUCGAAAUCAUCAACAUUUACUACUACUACUAAUAGACAAAGUACACGAUAUGAUACAACACUUAGUGCUAUGCAAGCCAUUAGUACUGGUACCACUCCAUUUAUUCGUCUUUCUAAAGAAACAUGUCAAUCAAUUGAUCAAAUUCAUGAUAAAACAACAUUUUGGUUCAAUGAUGAGAAUACUGUUAUUCCAGAAAAUUUAAAAACUCGUUUAAAUCGUAUGCUUGUAAAUACUACUGACAAAUCUACUAAUAUUGGUCGUAUAGGUGAAUUAUAUAUUUAUCAUACAUUCAUUGAUUAUAUUCAUCGUAUACAAAUUCAUCAUAAUAAUUUUGAUGAAAUGACUAGUUGUGAAUUUCCUACUGGGCAUCCUUUACUUGGUAUUGGACGAUUAAUUCGAUGUAAUUGGUGUAAUUCCGAUGUGGAAUCAAUGAAACCAUAUGACUUUGAGGUAGAUGUUCAAGUUGAAUGUGAUGCGAACAAGUGGGACAACUUAAUUGAAAACUUAAAGGAUGAAAUAAAUAACAAUAUUGUUCGAAUUAUUCGUAGACCUUCACAACAACAAGAUAGUACAUCAUCUGAAACAUCAGGUUUGCUAUCUGUUGGUCCUAUAUUCAUUGAAGUUAAAUCAACAAUGGAUUCGACUAAUCUACAUAGUAAUAAUAGUGAAACGAAUUUAAAUUCAGGAACUGAUCUUUUUGAAUUUUCAUUACCGGAAAUUUUGUGUGCUUCACAACAAGGUUGGCGUUAUCAUUUACUACGUGUAAUAUGGAAAAAUGAUUACAGUCAAGAUUUCUGCCAAAUGCGUAUCGCUUCUGCUCCGACAGUUAUUCACAUUCCAGAUUUGUCAAAUGUACUCAGACAGAAAUCAGUGAAUAUACGUUUAUGCUUAGCUUUGUUACGAAGUGAAUGGAUAAAAUGAAUCCCUUGUAAAUUCUAUUCAGUCGUACCCUUUCUAACCUAAUCCAUUGUAAUUAGUCUUGGUUUGCUUUUCAUCAAGUCUUGUUGGUGGAUAAAAAUAAACAGAUAAAAUAUUUUUCCAGUAGAAUGGACUUUUGUUACACCUUUAAGCCUGGUUGGAAAACCGAAUCGAUAAUACUGAGCUUUGUGUUUAAGAUGAAUAAUAGUCUAAUAAUGAGACUCUACAAGUUCAACAUCGAAAAAUGAGACUUAUGAAGUCGGUCGUCAAAAUAGCUUGUCUAAACUUCAUCACUUCAACAUAUUGUAAUGAAGGUAUCUUCGAAAUAGCUAACAAUGUAUGUAAAACACUAACUUGGUUUUACACUGUCCUAUAAAAUCUAUUUUAAAGACGACUUUUUUAAGUAGUUGAAAUGCAAUCACUGAAGUUCGCCGGCCAUCUGUCUUCUAAACUCUAAUUUUCCAAUGUCUCAUGGGUAUAGCUUGGAUGAAAUGAAUUGGGGGAGGGAAACUAGUGGUGGAUACAAAAUAUACCGAUUACUAGUAGGGUGGGGAAAAUAGUUCUGAAAUGUCUCGCGUAGACAGUUGUAUUUUCCAACAAGUAGCGGAAGUUUAAAAUUUAUAUUGUCAACGGAACUAUGUGUGUCUCAGCAGUGAUAUGUUAGACGGACACAUACCAUCCUAUUUUAAUUGGGGUUCUUCGACAUCAAGAUAUAUACUGCAAGCACAUGUGUUAGGAUCAAUGAACGGAGAUAUUAUUCUUUUUCCAUGUCUAGUCACCUGAGAGUUUUAUGAUUUUACAAAUGAGUAAAUUUUCCUCAAUAGGUCAGGAAGGAUUAUUAUGACAAAAUGCCACCAUAAUUUACGGACACAGAGUCGGGUAAAAUAGUCAGGCCUCGGGAUUGACAGAAAAAUGCCUUGAAACCAUAUUUAGCUGUAUGAAUCUCAAGAUUCAUACUGUGACACCCUGUGGUUCGAAUUAUCAUCUAUUAUUUGAUGUGUUGGAAAAAAAUUUGUAGUUCGACAAACCAAGUUUCCCUUCACUUUUCCCAGCUCAACCUCUGUUACUAACAGGGACUAUCCUCUACAACAAGCCUAGGGGAAUACUUAUUUAUCAUUGAGAAAUAUGGAUUUGUUAUAAAGAGAUCAUUAUGUUCCAUAAUCCUACCCACUUUAGACAGAUUAAACCUUGAGGUGUUCCUUAAACUGAUACUACCAGAAUACUUAUGUGUUUAGUAGCCUAUAUCUUUGACAAUACAUUUUACUUCGUAUCACUGAACCCCAUUCGGAAAUGCUCUUAUCAGAGAACGUUUCUCACUAUGAAGUCCUGUUUGUAGUAGAAACUGGUUGUUGACUGUCAUUAAUAUUCAAAAUGAUCCUAUGAAACGUGUCUUCCAACGUUCAUCCGUGUACGUGAACAAUUAUGCAGUGUGGAUUGAUCUACUGGUCCGUUUCCAACUUGCAUUCCCGUGCAAACCAGGCAAAAAACGGAAUUCCAGAUACGUGUUUCUGAUAAGCAAGUAGUCCAGAAUUUAUCCUUGAUUCUAAUCCUAAAAGCCUUCCUCUGAUUCAGAUUUGACCCUGACGAAGUUAAAUAGACUAUAUUUAAAAUUCUUUCUUGGAUAACCUGUCCGCUUGACGAGUAUCACCAGGCUCAUGAUAGAGAAAUUCUAGAAAAAUAUUUUUAAAUAUACAGCUCUUAUUUUCAGCAAUGAAAUCCUGGAGCUAGAUUGUUUACCAAUAAUUUUACAUCACGCGCCAAAUCUAGUUAACUUGCAGCGACAAGUGUGAGGAAUCACCAUUCUCUUCUCUGACAGCUGAUCAAACCAAAGAUAAAUGGAGUAGAAAAUUGACCCAAUUAAUGAAGUUGGAGCACUGGAAGAAUUGUAGUUUGUUCGUUCCUGCUAAAGUUAAAUUUUCGGCAACUGCAUUUCUGGUUUUGCCUUUUGUUUCUCUUCAUUCCAGGUUGGUCAUUGCAUACGCAUAACAUGUGUAGAGCGAAGGUUAUGCAAGCAUGACAGACAAAAUUAAUAAUGCUACUUAUUACUGUCGUUCGAUAAUAUAUGAAAAAAUUUAUCGUUGUGUGAGUGGCGUCGUGGCUUGUGAUUAUUGGCAAUAAAAAAUUAUAUUGUAAAGCCAUUUGUUUCUUUGACCUUAACAAUUGGAGAAGUUUGCAGAAUAGCAUCCCGAAGCUAAGAAUUAGUCAUCUGCGUAUCAGCCUCAAAACACCUAUUGUGCUACUAAACCCUUCAAUAGUAACUGUGAUUGUUUAGAAAAUAUACUGACUUUGAUAAUAGUAUAAAAUUUCCCAGUGAUAGGUUAUUAGCAGAGUAUUCAUCGUCAUUAGUUUAUGUACUCCUUUCGUCCACUACAUAGCAGUGUCUAAUUUUAUGAUAUACACUGUCUUACAGUCAAAAAUCGGCUUCACCUCAAAUGGAGCACUUCUCUUCGAUUGGUACCUAAUCUAUAGUUCUGACAUGAACUUUCACAAUCAGCCAAAUAGAACCUUCCUAAUGACCAUCAUGGUCCUUUCAUCCCUCUUAUUUGUUUUUAGGUCAAGACAUUAAGGGACACUCGAGUAUCACAUGUUCCUAUCGUACAUUGUUCCGCUAAUUUAGUAAUGAAAUUGUAUAGUUUUAUUUGGAAUGUUUAAUGUUUUUUUCCACUUUCUUUGCUGUACACGAAUAUUUUUUUCAGCCAUAUCUUUCAUGUUUCCCGGCACUUCAGAGCAGCUACGAGUCUGGAUUGUGAGCUGAAGGAAAUGGCGAGGUGAUUAGUAUAUUAGUCUUGUUUGUCUUGCGCUGUUUCAGCAGUGAUGUGCUUGAUAGCCUAUGAUUCUGGCCAGCAUGUGUAAUGGUUCAUACACGUUGAAAAAUGAACGUGGUUAAAAACAAGUGUCAGGAGUUGCGAUGGAGCCCAAAGGACAUUUAUCAAAAAUAUCAGGAAGUCGACCAUGAUAAUAGUUAGUGUGAACAUGGGCAGACUUUGGAUCAGAAACUGAAAGCAGACAUUAAAAGAAUGAAUAACAACUGUAAAGAAUUUCCCAAGACAGAGUAGGAUGGAGAGUGCUGGUGGGAGGUUUAUGCUCCUCCAUGAGGGGUAGCUGGCUUAAUUAAGUAGGUAAGGAUUGUAGGCACUUACAUUAAGAAGAAAAAACUCAAACAGGUAAGAUGUUAGAAAUUCUACCUCAUUUUACAGUCAAUUAAAUGGAUACUAGACCUUGUUUGCAUCACUUAUUGGUAAUCACACCGACAUAGAAUCGAUGAAACGAACCACUUUCGAAGGGAGGAUCGUUAGUGAAGCUUUCGAACUGAAUUAUAGUUUCAAUGUAGGGCAGGCUUACUGGAAGUCUGCGACCAUUGUAAAUAAACCCACUAUUGUCAACACUCAGUGACAGAUUCCAUUCGUGUAUAUCUUAUGUUUUCUUGGAUUAUCGCUGGAAUAUUUUUUUGGUAACAUUUUAAUAUGGUUUGUUUAGUUACGAGGAGAUUUAUUCGACUUCUUUAUUACUAAACCGUGACAGCACUUAGUAAUACUACUAAUUCGUAUGAUCUAUUACUCAUUUAUUACGUGAAAAUACUGACAUUCAUGUGUAUUUCGGACUGAUGGUUAACGGAAGUUCAUCGAACGUGAGUGAGUGAAUGAAAGUAAAUUUGACGGUGAUGUUUUCAGUUUGCUUAUACUAAUGAUUUGCACGAAUGACUGUGUUAUAAAAUUUGGAACUAGACUACCUACAUAUGUGUCAGAAGGUAAGUUUUCUCUACUUUUUCUUACGUGUUUGAUUCGCGGUUUUGUGGUUGUAGAAUAUAACUAUUGCAAUAGGUCGAUGUUUUUCAUAACAUGAGCAAGUUCAAGGGAGUAGAUCCCUUGUAAACCCUUCAAAUAAGUUAUACAAGACAAGGCACCUACAACUUCGUCGUCUGUUUUGGAAGUAUAUUGUUUGUCUGAAGUAAACCGUGAGAUGAUUUAUGAAGAGAGUGAAUUCUCGGCCUUCCAUAGUAUUGAAAGUGUGAUAUGGCACAAUACAUGACUAGGCGUUCCUUGAACAUAGAAUCAUAUCUGAAUUCAGUGUCGUAGAAUCAUAUCGACGAGGACGCAAAUGUCUUGGGUUGUAAUCUCUUGUGCGGGAUCAUGGAUGAGCACUAAUGAGGAGUCCCAUACCAGGAUGAGACGGCCGUCCAUUGGUUCUAGGUUUUCAGUAGUGGUCCAACAUUCACCGACUCACAAAUUCAAUCCAAAACUUAAUAAUUUUCAGUCUCACACUGAUAGAAACUCGAAAUGAUUCCUUCACAAAACUUGUGUACUAAUAAGCUGUGUGUGGCUAAUCAUGUUAAAAGCUAUGGAGUGUUUUCAUGGUCGUUGGGAGACGAGGUCGAGAUAUUGAUGAUGCGGUUGUCAGGUUACGGUCUUGAGUGCUUUUUAUGCAAAUUCGAUUAUGACCAGUUGGACAUCAUUAAGAGUACCAUAAAGAAAGGAGAUGCUCAUGGACUCUUCGAUCACGGGAUUACUGCACAACCUGUUAUAUGUGUGAACUUCAUAUUAGCUAAUCUUAGCUUUCUAGGAGCUAAUCGUUGAGCUGUUAAGAAUAGAGAUGGUCCUGUAAAUGCUGGCUUAACACAUUUUUUUCUGUUUGGAUUUGUAUGGUCCACAAUAUUUGUCGUUAUAGUUAUUUAUCGUUUGAAAAUCUGAGUCGUUACGUUUUUGACUUUAACAAAGGAUAACCUGCAGCCAGGAAAUCCACAGAGCUUAGAUAAAGAAGUUAUUUAAAAUAUGCGUUGUCAAGGUUCAUUCGCCAAUGACCUCUCGCAUACAUAGCGACGUUUUCGUUGCCGAUUUAUGUCAUAAUCCGAAGUUGAUGUAUAAUUCGUUUAAUGUUGGAUCUACACUUUCAAGUAUAACCCCUCUUAAGUUUUUGUAAUGUUCUAAAACAUCAGUGGUUAACCUACUAAUUUUGAAGUAGUUGCUGAACUAACGUGGUUGGGCCAUCAAAACUGCGAGUUACUGAACACAUGGGUCGGUCACACCAAAUGUGGUCCGUUGCGGAUGACUGGCCGAGAGCCUUCCGCUAUAUACAUACAUUUACUAAGCGUUUUGAGACCAUUGUCAAUGUCAAGGACUAAUAAAACUGUUUACUUCAUAGAUUUAUCUGCUAAUACCAAAGUAUUAAAAAUGUUAUACAUCAUGUAUUUUUAAUCUAAAAUCCAUAACAGCCAAUGGCUUAAGAGGUGAACACUCAACAUCUAGAAUUUAGAGAGGUUGGGAAACGGUGGAGGCAGAAACACUUAGUUGGUAUGGCAUAGCUUGGCCAUGCAGACAUGGUCACUCUACGUAACUUCCUUCUUUUCGUGUUAAAUAUAUUAUUUGCUUUCCAGUUCAAAAGCGUUCCUCAGAGGCUAUAAAUGGUAUUAUGCUGAUUGUCACGAUAGGACAAGUCAAUAUAGACGCUUAUGUGACUUCCACGUAAGAUCUUAUAGAUUACGCAAUCAUGUGAUGGUGAAUCUACAAUUUAGGAUUAAGUCUAUUAUUCUAGUGGCAAAAAGAGAUGAGGUUAAUAUCAUCUUUGACGUUAAUCCAACAGUUUCACUAGUGUUGAUGGGCGAACUUGUACGUAUGGUAGUCAUUUCGGCUCAAAUUUUAUAGCAAGUAGUAACAUUCGGUAAUACUCGGUUUUUAAGCAGUUUGUUUUCUGUUUUGCGGAUGGUUCAACCUCAUGGGAUUAUGGUUGUGAUGUUAAUGAUUUUGCGUUCUAGGACGCAAAAUCAGGGUUAAACUAGAGUUGAAAAUGUUGUCUGUAAAUAUCUGAUAUUUUACUAUACCUGUGGGUGUAGCGGACUGUCAAAUGGGUUUUAGCAUAAGGUCUGUCUACAACUUCGUACCGAAUUAUAUUUCCGGAAACCAGCAUUCAAUUUAUUCUUCGUGAUCAAUAUGAGUUGCAUAAUUUUUAUUUUGUAAAACCAUUGUGAGACUAGAUAAAUAAUAUACAGGGCCGUUACUGUGUAAAUGGAUGAGAACAUGAUCUUAAGUAUUUUGUCUUAAAAAUAGUACAAGAGAAACGGUGGGAAUUACAAGCACCUGAAUAAAAGUAUAAUCUGUAAGAUCCAUUUUGAAUGGUUUGUGUGUGAAAAUCCUCCCAUCUAUACACUUGCAGUUUGUUCCUAUUGAUUCCUUUAGUUGCACAUUUUGUUAGUCUUUUUGAUUGUGUUUGAGUUGUUAAUAUUCGUAUUUUCAUGUAGAUUUUAUGUUUCUUACGCCUUUACUAAGUUUUGAUGUUUCUUCCUGAACUGCAUUUGUGUUGUUUUACUUGAUACUUAGUCUUAGUGGCAGCGAUAUUGGUUCGUUCCUCCUAUUGAUUGUGUUGCUUGUAUUGACUGGAACUGUGCAUUUUUUGAUUGUAAAUUGAGGCACUCUUUCAGAAUUGGAAACACUCUGUGUUAUAAAGCAACCAAAUAUUAUCGUUUGAACGAAUCUGUGCGUGGUCUAUCCAGACACUAUAGAAUAGCAUUUAUUUGUUGCGAUUGAUAAUUUUCUCGCAUCCUUUAUCAAUUUCCUUAUUUAUUCUAAUUUAGAUUUGAUGAAUUGAACAAUUAUUGGUUGAAUAGCUGGGUGGUCAUAUUUAUUUAGGUAACAAUGUACACUUUGUUUUUGUUUCAACCGGGCAAGGGCGCGUAUCCAACUCACUUGGACAGCUAUUUUUCAGUCAAAACCUUAGUUUGGAUCGUACAUAAUCAUUUUGACAAUAAGAACGGCUUUCGUCAACUUGCAAUGGUUUGUUCGCCUGGUUCCCAAAGAUCUGUAAGCCGAAGUACAGCUCGUACCCAUAGCGCAAGCCGAAGUCGAUCUAGGAGUGGCAGUAUUCGGCGAAGUUAUACACAUUCGAAUCGUAGUCGAUCAGGAACCAGAUCAUUUUCCAGACGCAGUUCCCAUUCACGUCGGAGUACUAGGUCAAAAAGUCACUCCAAUUAUUCUCGUUCACAUUCUGGCAGUCGACGUUCCAGAUCAUGGUCUAGAUCACGUUCACGCUCUCAUGGUCGGUCCGCUUACUCGUCACGUUCACGUUCUGCUAGUCGUUCCAGAUCAAGAUCUUAUCGUAGUCGAAGAAAGUCGUUUUUUAGAAGUAGAACAAGAAGUUGUUCGUAUCACUCAGUUCGUUCACGAUCACACAGCCCCAAUUCAAGAAACGUUUCGCCAAGCGCCAAAUGUGUCAAAGAUCCGAGGGAUCGUUCUAAGCGUGCACAUUGGACAAAUAAUGUUUGGUUAGUUGGUGAAAAAGCAAAGGAUACAGUUUUUCAUUUCUGUGAUAUUUGUGAUUUACCAAUUGUAAUCUAUGGACGUUUGGUAGCUACCUUGUAAGCAUGUAUUGUGUUAUACAUGUGCUAUGAAUCUUAUGAAGAAAUGUAAUAGGUGAGUUGAUUUGUGCUUAUGUCUGUCCUUCACAUACGUCGGUAGUUUUUUUAAUUCUUUUGACUAACAAGUGUAAGUAAACACAGGCUUUCAGAUAUUGUUUUGGCUAUUUAUGGAGCAGAGCAGGUAGAUCAUUUUCCUCAUAAUUAUACAAUAUCAUAUUUAUAUGUUAGCUGGGGUACUACUUAAGGGCCUAAUCAGAGGCCGAGUGUUUUAGUAUGCGACUGUUCUCCCAUUCGUAUUACCGCUGUCACACAGAAUGUUGGCUGAGGUAAUAUACGGAGUUAAAUAGAAGAUUUAUGCUCACAGCAUUUUCGCACGGUCAAAUCGGAUAGAGAUCACGGCACCGCAAAAUCUCUUAACUAAUCUUACCAGUAGUGUUUAAGUAGAAAGCUUUCACAUGGUUUAUAUACUCCAUUGAUCGGUCACAAUGAUAACUAUUCAAUGAGUAAUUAAUCUAGUUAUUUCUAUUUAUCUAUACAGUGCAUUCUUAGUAAUUUAAUGUGUAUAUUUCUCUCAUUAGAUGUCAAAAGUCUAUACAAACUGUGGAACGAUGUUUAGUCGGAGGAAUAUUCAUGUGCUUUGAAAGUGAUGGUUGCCGGCGUACUUAUCUCAGUCAUCGUGAUCUUCAAGCCCAUAUUGACCAUCGACAUCGUACUGGGUCAACUGUAAUUACUUCAGUCGCUAAUAAUAGCAGUAGUAAUAAUGUAAAUAGUACGAUGAUAACUAAAAACGAUAUUGUCGCACAUUCAGAAAUAAUUACACCUUUGCCAAACCAAGUCAAUUUUACGGAAGAGGCGUCUCUACUUUCCGGCGUUGUAAAAACUAUAACAACAAAUGCUAAUCAAGUGACUACACCUUUAUCCAUAGAUAAGACAACGACUGGUGCGCCUCCUCCAAUGUCUUUGUUAGGUCCAUCACCAAGGUUAGUUAUGAAUACGAUGAUUCCACCAACUUGUGGAACAACUCAACCGAAUAUUUAUAUUAAUAAUCAGAAAAACAGUGGUCUUUUACCAUUACCGCCUGCACAGACUUCAUCCUCAACAAUUUUUUCAAAUCGACUUCCUAUGGGGAUACCUCGACCGCUUAGACUAAACAACCUGAAUAGUAGUUGUAGUACUACUACUAACAAUAAUAAUAACAGUAAUAACACUGUUACUAAUAAUUUUCCUCAACUUCAGCAGUUCACAAACUGUCCUCCGCCUACACUUCCACCUCCACCAUCUAUCGGGGCACCGAAUAUUCGUGCGCCACCACCAGGACCACUACAACAAGCACCACCACCGUCUGCAUUUCUUGCUAAUUCACUUUCCAUUCCGUCAUCGUCGUCUACACAGCAUAAUCAGAACUUUAGUGGUGCUUCAGCUGUUGCUGCUUUAGCUGCUGUUGUCUCAGCGGCGAUGUCAGCAGCAGCAGCUGUCCAGUCGAAAUCUGCUGGAAUGACAGUAGUUGGUGGUACAAAUAAUCUAUCUGGAGCAACGAUUCAACAAUCUUUGACUAGUAAUCAAAUGCAGGUAAUUAUAUAUAAAUAUUUUAUUCGUUCAUUUUACUAAUCACUUAUUUUGACCGAUAUCGUUGUUUGUCGGUUGAAUUCAUAUGAGAUUGAACUCAUUUAGAGUCGUAUUGAAAAUUAGCGAACCAACUAUUUCGUCCUAGUAUUCGCCUCCUUGGCAGCACGGACUCACGAUAUCACCAGGGAUGAUAAACAGGACCUACAGGUUUCAUGGCUAACACUUAGCCACUAAAAUACGACCUACAUUUCAACCAGUCUACAUACAAUCCACUGAGCCAUUGUCUUCAUUAUAUUUAGUGGUAAUUUUCAUAAUAAACUAGGGUUGGGCGUAAAAAUAACAUUGAAAAUGACAGGGAAGGUGUUUCUUUUAAGCCCAGGAUGUUUUUACGCAUUUGACCUUAAUCAUAGUUGAACCUGAAACUUCGCUCUUAUCUAGUCUUAAUGAAAUUCAGCCUUUGAAAACUGAAGAUAUUUGUGUAGUGUUAGUAUUUAAAUAGCAGAUAUAUUUUCGAAGCAUUGUUUGGCUAUGGUGUAAUGUUGAAGCGAUAGGCUAGAUAGUGAAUAUUGAUUAUCGGUUAGUUGAUGAAGCUGUGAAAUUCCAUCGACAUAAGUUGUUGGUCAUAAGUAGCAUAUAUAACAAUUGUUCUUUUUUAAGAUAAAUACGACCAAUUAAUUUUCUUUCUCCACACAGUUUCAGUAACACGGAAGGAUUUUUACCGUCAGGAGUGCUGUUGUAUUGUUAUUGUCAACAGGGAAUUAUUUUCAAGGGAGUUAAAUUUGUUAGUUAAGAAAACUGGGUAAAGGAUCAGCUGAGACAGUUUAUAAACUAUAAAUUUUACAUAAAUAGACUGUAGUGUAUAAGGUUAGGGUUACUUGUAGAUCAUCAAAGAAAAGGGUUACAUUAUUCAAUGAAAAGGUAUUGAAUAUUAGAUCGAAUGUCAUUGAUAUCUGCUUAUUGAUGAUUAAAAAGUAUUUAGUUCUCACCUAGUAGAUUAAAAUUUUGAACACUGUUCCGCCUACUUUGACCAGCCCUCAAGUAACUAAAGUGUGAUCCAAACGCAAGUUCUUGGUAAACUUAUAAAGCCAACUCAAUUGAAAUUAAAGCAGUAAUUCUCGCAUAACAUUGGAUAAUGAUCACAUCAACUACGUGCUGACAGAAUUGAAAAAUAUGAAGCAAUAAAUUCCCUUACUUUGUAAUAUAAAUGAGUUAUGGCUUAUUUUAGAUCUACUAAUCAUCAGCUCUGCCCACUAUGAUAAGACCAUAGGUGUACGUCGGUCAGAAGCAGUAAACAAGGAUGGAACAUUUGUUCAGUUUUUUUUAGUUUGACCAUUAUUAAUGAUCAUGACACUAUCCGUAACUUUAUCUUUAUUCAUUUGCCUAGACUUUCGAAUUUAUAUGGUUAACAUUUCAUGUAAUUCAUGUAUCUCCUGAUAUAUAUUUUCUAAAUACUUUUCCUAGCCACCUAAUCCAUUGAAUGCCUCAUCAUUAAUUACAAAUGCACUUCGAGCUACUAACCCCAAUUGGAAUCCAUUGGCUACUGGUGUAUCGAAUGUAUUGAAUAACAGUAACAAUAAUAAUAAUAAUGCAAAUAAUAGUAAUAAUAAUCAGAAUAACUUUAACUCAAGAUGUUUACCAUUUCAAUAAGGAAAUGUGCUUGUAUACAUUUGACUGUUACAUUAAUAAAAUUUUUUUAUUAUCUCAAUGUAACUUUGUAACACAAUUUUCAGUAUUUUUUGUGUAAUAUAAGACAAACUACUGUGAGUAGUCAAGAUUUUUAUCACAAUUAUUGUUUCCCAUCAAGGUUUUAUGAACUAUUGGCUAGUGCAUUUGUCUUAAUAGAUUCUUGUGCCAUAUGGAAGUAUACCCUAGAUGACUAUAUUUCUGUUUGUUCAGGAUUUGCUUAGUGUUUACAAGUAAGGAGGUAUGGGACGACUAAUUCAACCUGUCUAGUCUUAGGAGGGAGAAAACAAUGUCACUACAUUUGUGUUAUGAAGUUGUAAUUGGAUUUGUCUAGUCAAAUCCCAAUAAAAAAGUAAUAUGUUACACGGAGAUGUUAGUCCAUUUGACUUGUACUUAUCUUUUCGUCGUUAAUUUGAAUACAGUUUACGUACUUGGCUUCAAGUUACAGAAACUGAAUUAAGUUGAGUGGGGUUCGAACCCGAGAUCUUUGGUUAAAAGCAAAGUGGCUAUGUGAAUUCAAGUAGACUACUAUUUAUCACCAGCUGUAAAAGUACCUGGGAAUUUAAAGAAUUAGGAUCACUCUUUUCAUAAAGAAAACCAUGAAAUACAUACUACUCUGAAGUAGUUAUAAUGGAAUAAUCAAUACUGGGAUUCAGGUAUGUUAAACUGAUGAGUCCUAGAUUUGACAUCAUUGUCAUUUCGGUAUGUACUGCUAGCUUUUAUUCAUGUUAGAAACACAAUACAGUGGUGUAAUUCACAUACGCUUCGUUUGAAACGGUUUCAGUUCAAAGCUCUUUACAAUAAUAAUUGCUUAUGUAGUAUGAAAUAAAUUUAGUGUUCUCCAGUUUUAUAAAUAACAAUGUUGGACACAAUGUACGUUAAUAUAAAUUGGUACGGAUCUCGUUAGGUCAGGAAUAAAUAACAAAGGUAGAGACAAUUUAAGCUUAUAUGAUGCAAUUAAAAUUUCGGGACUUAUAAGUAAGGAAUUAUAUCAAGCCCCAAACUAAGUGAAAGCAAUCUUUGCUUGCGAUUACCAUCGAUUUCAAGCAAAUAUCAACCAGUGUAUCUAAGAGGGAAACCUUUAGUCACUAUAAUUGAGGAAAGAAGCUUUACUCCAGGGCUUGUCAAUCUACAGAAAACAACAGUAUUCAUUGGUUUAUCUGUAACCCUUGGUAUCUAGAAAUUCCUGGAAGCAUACCUAAUUUCCUAACAGUGUAAGUAAUCAUCCAGUCAGAGUAUAAUACAUAAUCCAUCAGUGCUCGGGAAGUUUCCGAGGCGUGUGCUGGUUAAAAAAAUAAUCUUAGCACUUUUCUGACUAUUUAAGAUUCUAUAGGGAAAUCGCACCAAUAUAGAUCUAUCCUUUUGGACUAGAUAAGGGUAUAUAGUCUAAUACCUUGACUAAGUACAUAAAUGGCAUCAUUUAGUAAUUUAACUUGUUUAAAAUCUUGUCCUUGAGAAUUCCUGUGAGUACAUGCACUUAAUAUGUUUAAACCAAACUUCCUUAAUCAAUCG